This is a messenger RNA of Coprinopsis cinerea okayama7#130, 1650 nucleotides long. RefSeq lists its product as hypothetical. Bases 1 to 1650 code for a protein of 549 amino acids. The transcript has a single exon. The record is from RefSeq and is a predicted model, not a curated record. NCBI's taxonomy places the organism in Eukaryota, Fungi, Basidiomycota, Agaricomycetes, Agaricales, Psathyrellaceae.
AUGUCCCUCGUCGGCGCUGGCCUACCACCUUCCCCAUAUUCACAACUGUUGGAUACCAACUAUGCACCGAACGACGACCAGGUUUCUGAUAUUAGAAGUCUUGUCAAAAGCCUCCAAGAACAACUGGCUCGACUCGAUGACGUCCCACCAAUACUUAUACACCCGGACUACCGACGACAACUAAGACAUUAUAUCAACCAGCAUACCGCGCUGGUCUCUCCCAUUCGACGAGUACCCGAGGACAUCCUUCGCGAAAUCUUUAUCGCGACCAUUCCUCGCGUCCCGAGAAUCUCUUGCCAGGAGUCACCACAGAUCCUAGGGUGGGUUUGUCGACGCUGGCGCGGGAUCGCAUUGUCAACGCCCAGAUUGUGGUCAGUCGUUGAAGUGAGCACGUACUUUGACCCGUCGAGUCAACCAGCGGGAGAGAGCCGCGCUCUACGACGCUGUUCCGCCCUCCUCGCGUGGUUGGAGCGUUCAAAAUCCAUCCCCGUGCGACUAUGGCUUCAUGAAGGCCCGACUGCCAUAGCGCGAACGUUCCUGCAACCAUUUACCCACCGCAUCGGGGUGCUCCGGCAAGAAAUUGGACAUUCGAAUCCCAGCAGCCUCCUCCUUGCCCAAGGCCAGUUUCAAAAUCUCCGCUGUCUUCAUGUCGAAAACCGAGCUGGGCCGGAAGACCUUGCGGCGGUGCUGUGUGACGGUAGCCUUUUGGAUCGAACGCCCAACCUCGACGCCGUAUUCAUUCAGGGGAGAGCGUCAUCCCCCUUCAUGUACGCCUUGCAUUGGUCUCGGAUGACCUCUUUUCGCUGGUCAACCUGUAACAGCAAUGGCUGGCUCUGGAAUGACCAGACACUCAAAUUGUUGGAAUCCAUGCCAUCCCUCCGACGGUGUCAAAUCGACCAGACCGAAGGCCAAGCGCGAGCUAUCGAUACCGAGUCCCAUAGAGCGAGGCGCCACCGACUCGUCAGCCUUCCUCAGUUGGAAUCCCUAUGCCUGCGUCAGAAGGAAGGCGGGCCCAUGACCGUCGAUGUCUUCCUUGACAUUGAUGCACCGCUUUUGCACCAUCUUUCCUUCGCUUUCAUCGAUCCUAUCUCUCUCCGAGCUCCCUCAAUCAAGGCGCAGACUCUCCGUCGAGUGGAUAUUGCAAUCGACAACUAUACGACCCAGGAGCUGAUAGGUCUCCUCUCUUCCAUGUCUUCCCUGGAGGAAUUGACCCUGAGGUAUCGACCCGACUGGAUGUGGGACGAUUAUUAUGAUUGGUUACAGGCCAACGGCUCCGAGAAGGCAAAUCACGGCUUCAAUGACCGUGUCUUGAAAUCCCUCACAGCACCAACGAAAAACGCCGGCACCGAAUUCGUCUGCCCACGGCUUCGCACCUUGGAGAUCGACGACUUUGACGGCCUGACUGUGGAACGUUCUAAUUUGACGACCGAGGCGUUCAUGGCGUUCAUUGUCGAGAGGAGCAAGAUAUCGAAUGCUCACUCGCGACUGGCGCAUAUCCGCCUUCCUUAUCCACUUUAUGUUUUUCGUUUACAGGGUGCGUUUCAAGCGUGGAAAGAGGCUGGAAAUGGAAACCACCUGGUGCAAUUGGAGUUCAGGCACAUGCAGAAGCCUUAUGAACGGCCCUAUUCUCCUGAAAUUCCGCCUAUCUGA